Dracunculus medinensis (Guinea worm) is the source of this 693-nucleotide messenger RNA. Lineage: Eukaryota; Metazoa; Nematoda; Chromadorea; Rhabditida; Dracunculidae. The record is from the annotation of a GenBank genome assembly.
AUGGAUUACAAUGAAAUACAAUUAGAAGAGUUGGAAGCGCUUCAAGCGAUUUAUCCAAAUGAAUUGAAAAUUAUAAAUAGGGAAUAUCCAAAUAUUAAUGUUUCUUUUUAUUUUAGGCCGAAUGAGAAUGAAGAAACUUCUGAUAUUUUCGAUAUUUUAUUAGUAUUAAAAUUUCCAAAGAAUUAUCCAAAUGAUAUUCCAUUAAUUGAACUGGAAAAUCAUGGAAAGAAUAAUUUUGUUGAAGAAGAAAAGUUAAAAAAUAUUAUUAAUAAUUUAUGUAUUGUUGCAAAUGAAAAUAUUGGAAUGCCAAUGGCUUUUAAUAUAAUUUCUUCAUUGCAGGAUGAAAUUGGUUAUUUGAUUGAUGAUAUAAAAGUAAAAAUGCGUCAAGCCGAUGAAAAAAUAAAGGAAGAAGAAGAGGCAUUGGAAAGAAAAAAGUUCGAAGGUACAAAAGUGACAGUUGAAACAUUUAUGAAGUGGAAGGAAAAUUUUGAUCGGGAAAUGAAUACACUAAAGGAAAGGCAGUUGAAGGAAAAAAUGUCGUUGGGUGGUAAAUUAACGGGUCGUCAACAAUUUUUAAAUAAUUCUGCAUUAAAUAAUUCUGAUAUCGAGUUAAUAAAUAAUGUUGAAAUUGACGAAUCAUUAUUUGAAGAGGAAUUGGAUGAUCUGAAUAUAGAAGGUAGUGAUUUGGAAUGA